Molecule: messenger RNA, 791 nt
Organism: Corylus avellana
Lineage: Eukaryota; Viridiplantae; Streptophyta; Magnoliopsida; Fagales; Betulaceae
Product: ribosome maturation factor
Source: RefSeq, a predicted model, not a curated record
CAUAUUGAAAGCCCGGAAACACAACUACGCCUCACUAAGCAACAUCUCUUUCUCUUCUCUCUUUCUCUCUCUCUACACGCCAUCAUGCAAAGACAGUCUCUGGGCUCCCCAGUCUCCAAGCACCACGGCCAUGGCGGUGCAGCCAAGGACGACACUCUCAUAAUCGAGGAGCCAAAGCAAAGAGACAGAGACGACAACAAUUGCGACGACGACGUGGAACACAAAGCGACAAAGCCUCACCGUGUAUCGCUGCCGCUCUCGCCGCCGCAGAGGCCAGAGAAGUUCAUCCACGUCAUCCCCGUCCUCACCUUCCUUUGCUUCCUCAUCCUCUACCUCAGCUCCCACACUCCCUCCCAGUCAGAUUUGGCUCAGUUCAAUGGUUUUCAGCUACCAGCGAAGCACCUAGACUCGGCCGAGAUUAACGAUGUCGGGCGAUUUAAUGAGAUCAAAAAGGGCGAUGUUUUGGCGAUCCGAAGCCUCCGCAACUUGCAAGAGAUUGAAAAACGCUCCCCGAAAUCCCGCUCCCACCGAAAAGUCGCUGAUUUCUAGGCCGCAUUUUGUUCCGGUUUCGCACGUGCGACUCUCUGGGUAGAAUUCACACGUGCGCUCCCAUCUUCUUUCAUUAAUUUUUUUUUCUUCAGCCUUCCUCGCGCGUGUAUAUUCAUUCACUGCAUGCUUAUAUUUGUGAACAAAUUGGGUAAGCGCGUGUGGCGCUUUGUUUCGGAUUUGUAGACGAACAUAGAAAUCAAUCAGAUCACAAUAAUAGAAAUUCCAAAGUAUUUAUUCGGAUU